ACCCCAGCGUGUAUUGCUUCCGCGUACUCUGCUCGUGCUAGCAGUCAUAGCGAGUGAAAUAAGAAAAACUAAACUGUUGAUGAUGUACAAAGCUGCGGAUUAAUUUACCCUUUUCAACUGCUUUAAACAAAUAUAGAAAAUGUCUUUUCCCGAAACACUACCUGGUUAAAAAAUCUCCAGUAGGUCCUGUAACUAAUGGCGUUUCCUCAACCCAAACCUCAGCCUCCUCAGCUUCCGCAGCAUCUUCUGAGGACCAUUAACUGUCAACAAGGAGCUGUCAGAGCCGUUCGCUUCAAUGUGGAUGGAAACUACCUGUUGUCUUGCGGCAGUGACAAAUCCCUAAAGCUGUGGAGCGUUGGCCGAGGGACGCUGCUGAAGACCUACAGCGGUCAUGGAUAUGAGGUUCUGGACGCCGAUAGUUCCUAUGACAACAGUCAGCUUUGCUCCUGCAGCUCGGACAAAACUGUGAUUCUGUGGGACGUUGCAACGGGUCAGGUCACACGCAAGCUCAGAGGACACGCUGGGAAAGUUAACUGUGUGCAGUUUAAUGAGGAGGCAACGGUCAUUUUAUCUGGCUCCAUAGACGGUACAGUGAGAUGCUGGGACACGAAAUCCAGAAGAAACGAGCCCAUCCAGGUUCUAGAUGAGGCUCGCGACAGCAUAAGCAGCCUUAAAGUUUCACAACAUGAGCUGCUCACUGGGUCGGUGGACGGCAGAGUGAGGCGUUACGACCUGAGGAUGGGACAGCUUCACGUUGACCUCAUCAGCAGUCCCAUUACGUGCGUGUGUUUCAGUCAGGACGGGCAGUGCACCCUGAGCUCCAGCUUGGACUCAAAAGUGAGACUUCUGGACAAGAGCACUGGGGAAAUGUUGGGAGAAUACACUGGACACAAGAUGAAGGGCUACAAGUUGGACUGCUGCCUGUCCAGUAAAGACACCCACGUGUUGAGCUGCUCAGAGGACGGACACGUCUACUGCUGGGAUCUGGUGGAAGGAUCGUUGUCAUUAAAGCUGCCAGUGGGAAAAGCAGUCGUCCAGUCGUUAUCUUUCCACCCCACAGAGACCUGCCUCCUCACAGCCAUGGAGGGCCACGUUCAGGUGUGGGGGGCACAGCCAGAGGAGCCACAGGAGCCACAGGACGACACCCCGGUCAGUCAGAGUGGCUGAAUGGACUUUAAUUCCUCUGUUGGAGAUGUAAAAUAUUGUAACAUGAACUAAAGAAAUUUCCUUAUUUUCUGAUAUUCACCAUCUGUCCUUGUAAGCGCAGGGCUUUUCGGCUGGAAUUUGCUCUAAAUUAAGAAAAUAUGGGACUUUUUCUUGUAGUAAUCCUGUCAGACAUGAAACAUUUGAACCUUUGGAGUGUCAUUAAAAAAAAGACCAACAUUUUUCUUUUAUAUAAUCUGAUAAUGGUCUGUGUUUCAUUGGUCAGUCAGAGAUGUAAAUAUUAACCAAACAAGGAGUUGAGCUAGAACUGAUAAAAUACUUGAUCAAAGGAAAUAAAUCACAUAUCACUCUUGU
Molecule: messenger RNA, 1518 nt
Organism: Poecilia latipinna (sailfin molly)
Lineage: Eukaryota; Metazoa; Chordata; Actinopteri; Cyprinodontiformes; Poeciliidae
Gene: wdr83
Product: WD repeat domain containing 83
Exons: 10
Coding region: 196-1167 (323 amino acids)
Biological process (GO): mRNA splicing, via spliceosome
Cellular component (GO): catalytic step 2 spliceosome
Molecular function (GO): protein binding
Source: RefSeq, a predicted model, not a curated record